CCUCCGGAUUAAGGCAAAAAUAAGAGCAAAGGAGAGAGAAAGGAGAAGGGGGGAGGGAAGGGGCUGUGAGUUUUGUGGUAGGUGCGAGAUUGACCAAACCAAACACUUCCUUCUCUUCCCUCAUCUCCUCUCUUCUCUUCGUCCCCACCAACCCCUCCAUUUACCCCAACCAUAUAAAAUCCCCACCUUCCCACCCCCACCCUUUUCUUCUCAGCUUGAAAGGAUCUCUCUUCUCAAGCUGUACUCCGAAUCCCCUCCAUCCCCUCUCUUCUUCCCUCCCUUCUUAUCUCUAUCCUUCUUCUCCCUCUACGAUCCUUAUAUUAGUUGUAGUUGUUAUCAUUAGCGAGGCUAGAAGAUUAGGAUCUAAAAUAAUUAGUGUAUCCAAGGACACUAGAUUAACCUAAUGUGUUCCAUGGCGGCUAUUCUAUCCCCAACUACCAAUCCGACGGUCCAGAUUGGAUCCAGAGUAGCCACGCCGAUCAUCCGAAUCCCCUCGGCUGCCCUCCGCACGGUCCGGUCCGUCUACCGGCACGACGCCUCCGGCGGCUUCAACCCUUCGGCCUCCUUCUUCCCCGGCGCCGUCGGAUCUAGCCGCUCCGACUGGCAGACCUCCUGCGCCAUCCUCGCCAGCAAGGCUGCCGACGACAACAAGCCCUCAUCCGACGCCGUCUCCGGCGGCGAUGCUGCUCCCGACGCCGGGGAAGCCAAUGGAAAGCAUCACCUGUCCUCCGCCCCCGCCGCCGUGAACGGCCACAAGCCGCCCACCAAUGCUUCGACUACACUGGAUCUGGUCCCGAUCGCUAAUCUCCCACGGCCGCUGACCAUCGCCGACCUCUCCCCGGCGCCAAUGCACGGGUCCCAGCUCCGCGUGGCCUAUCAGGGCGUCCCGGGGGCCUACAGCGAGGCGGCCGCUGGCAAGGCCUACCCCAACUGCGAGGCCAUCCCCUGCGACCAGUUCGAGGUGGCCUUCCAGGCGGUGGAGCUCUGGAUCGCGGACCGCGCCGUCCUCCCCGUCGAGAACUCCCUCGGCGGCAGCAUCCACCGGAACUACGACCUCCUCCUCCGCCAUCGCCUCCACAUCGUCGGAGAGGUCCAGCUCCCCGUCCACCACUGCCUCCUCGCCCUCCCGGGCGUCCGCAAGGAGUACCUCACCCGCGUCAUCAGCCAUCCCCAGGCCCUCUCCCAGUGCGAGCUCACUCUCACGGGCAUGGGCCUCAACGUCGCCCGCGAGGCCUUCGACGACACCGCCGGCGCCGCCGAGUACGUCGCCGCCAACGGCCUCCGCGACACAGCCGCCAUCGCCUCCGCCCGUGCCGCCGAGCUUUACGGUCUCCAGAUCCUCGCCGACGGGAUCCAGGACGAUUCCGGCAACGUGACCCGCUUCGUGAUGCUGGCCCGGGAGCCCAUCAUCCCGAGGACCGACAGGCCCUUCAAGACCAGCAUCGUCUUCGCCCACGACCGCGAAGGGACCUCCGUUCUCUUCAAGGUGCUCUCGGCCUUUGCCUUCAGGGACAUCAGCCUGACCAAGAUCGAGAGCCGGCCGCACCGCCACCGCCCGAUCCGGCUGGUGGACGACGCCAACGUCGGCACGGCCAAGCACUUCGAGUACAUGUUCUACGUCGACUUCGAGGCCUCCAUGGCGGAGGUCCGCGCACAGAACGCCCUCGCCGAGAUCCAGGAAUUCACCUCCUUCCUCCGCGUCCUGGGGAGCUACCCCAUGGACAUGACUCCAUGGACCGCCAACUCUUCGCCACCCCCAUCCACCUCCUGCUCGUCGUCUUCCUCCUCCUCGUCGUCUUCUCCGCCUCGCCGGGAUUGAUUGAUUGUUUGAUUGGUUCGUCGCCGGAUCGCCGUCCGUCCAUUUAGCUCCUCCACUGGAUCGCCGGUCCAUCAUCAGUCAAUUAAUUCGACUUUUGGUGGGCGUGGUUGGUGGUGGGCCAGUCAUGCUGCUCGUGUCGCGCUAGCUCCACCGGACUACCUCCCCAUCUGAAUCUUUUUUUUAAAAAAAAUCUUUUAUUUUUUUUGUUUCUGCGAUGAAUGAACAAAUCAAAACUGAUCCACCAAUACAAUGGGUGAGAUUGGUCAAACGGGAUUUGGCAAAUGCGUUAGUUUUUUUUAUACUCGGAUCUGUUAUUAUCAUCACCAACCGUCUGUGUUUUUUUUAUAUAGUACAGUUUAUCAUGAUGUAUAGUUUGCA
Phoenix dactylifera (date palm) is the source of this 2197-nucleotide messenger RNA. Its product is annotated as arogenate dehydratase 1-like. Gene Ontology annotation, molecular function: prephenate dehydratase activity; arogenate dehydratase activity. The record is from RefSeq and is a predicted model, not a curated record. Lineage: Eukaryota; Viridiplantae; Streptophyta; Magnoliopsida; Arecales; Arecaceae. Gene Ontology annotation, cellular component: chloroplast; cytoplasm. Gene Ontology annotation, biological process: L-phenylalanine biosynthetic process.